Molecule: messenger RNA, 2104 nt
Organism: Linum tenue
Lineage: Eukaryota; Viridiplantae; Streptophyta; Magnoliopsida; Malpighiales; Linaceae
Source: the annotation of a GenBank genome assembly
GAAGAAAUACUUUUUCCUCUUCGAAACGUGAAUUGGAUAAAAAGAAGCCGAUGUAGCAGAUUUUCUCGAUUUCUUGUAACAACAAAACGACGUCAAAUUAGAGUCGACCUGUUACUCGGUCAGCUGGUCGUACUGCUUAGGUUUCAACCCCUCCUCCUAGAAGAAAAACACCAAGUCUCAACUUCCUUUUUUUUCCUACCACAUCGGCGGUUCUCUAAAACGUGGACGAGCCAGCUAGGUACAACUAACCAUUGGACUCCUACUUACAAACUUGCCUUAAACUAAUGAGUAAGGAAAACAAAGCGAGCGGUGGGAGCCGCUCGCCGCGCAGUUGACAUAGUAUUAUGCGCAAGUAAUUUUUGGAGGGGUUAUAGGCUGGCCGAGUCCUGACGCUGCUUACUUUGCAGAACUCGCUCGCGCGGGCCUCCCUUUUGGAACCCAUCCCCCCAAUUCCUCAAUUCCAAACUUGUUCCCUCUCACAGGCAUUUUAUCGAACAGGUUGCGACCGUCAAAAUUGGCCCCCAGAUUCUCAGCUUUCACAGCUCGCUCGCUCGCUCGCUCAAAUUGCUCAUUUUCGUCCGGUUUUGGGGAAGUUUUGUCCUCGCCAACGGGUCGUCUCUAGUCUUCGAUUUAUCGUCACCAGCAAACAAAAGGGGAUUUAUGGUGGUGGGUCACUGGAAAAGCUUUGGCGUACGCGAUGGUGAAUGCAGACAGAGGACCCGGAUCGAGCACCAAAACUAAAUGGCAAGGUGGAGUCUUUCCUCGCCUUGAUUUUGAUCCUGGGCGCGCGCACAUGGCAGCCCCGCAGCCAAUGGGGUUCCAACACUUCAUCCGCCUCAAUCUUAUCAAAAUACCGAGUUCCACAAUGGGUAAAGGUGCAGCAUCUAAUAGAGAAAUGCUUGAUCUUCCAUAUGAGUAAAGAAGAGUGCAUGGAAGCUCUCUCCAAGCAUGCAAACAUCGAACCUGUCAUCACCUCCACAGUGUGGAAUGAACUGGAGAAAGAGAACAAAGGAUUCUUCGAAGCCUAUGCCGAAUCCAAGAGCAAAGACGAAAGGAUGACCGAGGAAGAAACGAGCGCCAUGAUCAAGAAGAUGAUCACUGAAUCCUCCAAAGAAGACUCCAAGGACUGAUCAUGAAAGCCUUAGCAGGUUUACAAUUUCUCUCCCUUUUCAGCUAUAUUUUGAUUAUUUUCACAGGAGGAGAAAGGAACAUCUCAAACUCUGUUUAUUCCUACAUGUGUCCCUUGCCUUCCUAGUGGUCCAUUGCCCUUUUCUGUCCUCAUGUAUGGAAGUAGCUAUGUAGUAUACGUAAGAGGACAGGUCUACUUAUCUGCUGCAUGUUCAUGUCAGUCUUCUUGCUGUAUUCAUCUCAUCAUCGUACGAUCACGUGAAUCUUGAGCACAAAAUACUAUCAAACCCUCUUGCUUACCUGCAGAGAUCAUCAUCAUUUUGAACUUAAAGAGGGAUGAUCAGCUCUCAACUGAUGAUAAAUUGGUGGUUGUUUUCUUUGUUUGUCUCAACUAUGUGAAGCUGAUCAGCUCUCUAUUUCUCUCGUUAAAAUGAAGUAAAGAACAUGCUUCAUGGGGACAGUCAAGUAGAAUCUCGAGGAAGAAAAAGGGUGAAGAACCCACAAAGACGAAAACAAAAUGAAAAGCUUGGAUGGCUGGCUGGUCACGAUCAACUACUUUUUGUGUGGGUGAAAAUGGAGAAAUGAGAUUGGUGAUAUUCUAUUAUCUUCAUAAACUGAAGUCCUUUGGCUGUAUGCUGUACUAUUUCCCUACCCCUGCUUCGUUGGACGCUUGCAUGUACAGGAACAGAGCUGUCUAUCGACGUUAUCAUGAUCAUGGACCUACUGCCUGUGUGAAUAAAAGCACUAUAUAUACACGUUUCAUUUUACUUCAAGUUGAAAGUUCGUUCAUUCAAUAAUUGAGCACUUGAGGUUGUAGCAAAAAUACCUCUUAAGGGGUCGUUUAAGGGUCGUUUAGAUGAUAGAACUAGAUUGUUUGGUGACACAAAGUAGAGAUGCCGCAAUUGGGUCGAUGCAAUAUGAAUUACUUCGUUUUGAUUUGAAUUGAUAGGAGGAGGGGCAAGUAUAUUGAAAUGAU